GUCAGUUCCCCCAUUCGCAGUGAGCGAAACAAACAUGGCGAUAGACUCGAGUGGACGAGGGUUUACUCUAACUUUAUUCGUAUUUUCUUGUGUUUUAGCGGGCAGCCAGACUGAAGCGGUGGGUCCAGAGUCGAGGGGCGCCACUCGGAUACUUGGCAUGAGGCUGGAGAAGAGCGACACGCCGGCAGCCACUACCGAGAAAGGAGUUAUUCAGGUGACCGAGGGCAGCGACAUCCUCUUCAGGUUCUACGGGAUCCACUUGCUACCGAACAGUUCGGGUCUGGUCCGGUUUAUGGAACUGUACUCCAGUGAUAAAGAGGAUGAUAACCUGGGCGCAGUCGAGGUCCACAACAGGACUUGUCCAGAACACACUAAGGAUAUAGUAGUUAAGGGAGACAUGACCGUCAGUAACCAAAACACCACCGGGGUGGUCCAGCUCCUGAUCAAACAGCUCCGUAAGAACGAGAUGGUGAAGGUGUUCGGGUUGUGUGUCCGCGAGAGCCUCGAGGAGGAGAAGUGGCACCUGCUGGACGAGAAGGACGGCAAACUGCGGGUAGUGGAGGAGAAGAAGUCCCUGCUGCCCAUCUGGCUGCAGGUGAUCCUCAUCUCCUUCCUGUUGGUGCUGUCCGGUAUGUUCAGUGGGCUGAACCUGGGGCUGAUGGCGCUGGAUCCCAUGGAGCUCCGCAUCGUGCAGAGCUGCGGAACCGAGAAGGAGAAGAAAUACGCGCGGAAGAUUGAGCCCAUCCGCAGGAAGGGUAACUAUCUCCUCUGCUCCUUACUCCUCGGCAACGUCCUGGUCAACACCACCCUCACCAUCCUCCUGGAUGACCUCAUAGGCUCAGGUCUGGGUGCUGUGGUCGCCUCCACCAUCGGCAUCGUCAUCUUCGGUGAGAUCGUCCCGCAGGCGUUGUGCUCUCGCCACGGUCUGGCAGUCGGAGCCAACACCAUCCUGCUCACUAAGUUGUUUAUGCUUUUAACUUUCCCUCUGUCCUGGCCCAUCAGCAAGAUCCUGGACUGCGUUCUGGGCCAGGAGAUCGGCACAGUGUACAACCGGGAGAAGCUGGUGGAGAUGCUGAAAGUUACUGAACCGUACAACGACUUAGUGAAAGAGGAGCUCAACAUGAUCCAAGGCGCGCUGGAGCUCAGGACCAAAACAGUAGAGGAUGUCAUGACACCAAUCAGCAACUGCUUUAUGAUCCACAGCGAUGCCGUGCUGGACUUUAACACCAUGUCCGAGAUCAUGGAGAGCGGAUACACCAGAAUACCGGUCUACGAGGACGAGCGGUCCAACAUAGUGGACAUCCUGUUUGUCAAGGACCUGGCUUUUGUCGACCCGGAUGACAACACCACCCUGAAGACCAUCACCAAGUUCUAUAACCAUCCGGUCCACUUCGUCUUCCAUGACACUAAGCUGGACUCCAUGCUGGAGGAGUUCAAGAAAGGCAAAUCCCAUCUGGCCAUUGUCCAGAAGGUGAACAAUGAAGGGGAGGGCGACCCCUUCUACGAAGUGUUGGGUUUAGUCACCCUUGAAGACGUGAUUGAAGAGAUAAUCAAAUCAGAGAUUCUGGAUGAAUCAGACCUUUACACUGAUAAUCGCACCAGGAAAAAAGUGGCACCCAAUAAGAAUAAGAGAGACUUCUCUGCAUUCAAACAUGAGAGUGAAUCUAAAGUCAAGAUCUCUCCUCAGCUUCUUCUGGCUGCUCAUCGCUUCCUGGCAACAGAAGUGAGUUUGUUCCAUCCAUCGCAGAUCUCAGAUAAGGUGCUACUCCGAAUUCUGCGUCAUCCCGACGUGAUCCAGGAGAUCAAGUUCAACGAGAGCGACAAGCGCUCGCAUCACCAUUACGUCUACCAGCGGGGCAAGCCUGUCGACUAUUUUGUACUCAUCCUGCAGGGGCGAGUGGAGGUUGAGGCCGGAAAUGAAAACAUGAAGUUUGAGACUGGACCUUUCUCUUAUUAUGGCGUCAUGGCUCUGAGUGCUCCUACGCUGGAGUUUCGUUCACCGUCCCACCUCAGUGGGUUGAACCGUACAGCCUCCUUAAGUGGAGCCGAUAGGACCGAGUCUCUGUCCGUCAGCGGCAGCAACAGCCAGCUCAACAACAGCAUCCCCUUGCAGCAGUACAUACCUGACUUCUACGUCCGAGCACUCAGCGACCUGCAGUUUGUCAAGAUCACACGGGCCCAGUAUCAGAACGGCCUGAUGGCGUCUCGCCUCGACAGCACGCCCCAGUCCCCCGAGAGCGGCCACCACACCACCCACAUGGACCAGACCACUCCCCCUGCCACUGCCAACACCACUAUCACCGACCUGGGCGCGGACUCCACCCCGACGGAGAACGGGCCGGAUGAGACAACGCUCCUCCUCCUCAAUGAGCAGAACUCACCUCACAGCACAGCCAAUCACCACAGCCAAUUGGAAAACAGCAUUUGACCCCUCCCUCUCGGCCCUGCUUCUUUUGCACGCAUGCACUACUACGUUUGGAUCUGUGUGGGAGGGAAGGAGUAUAUGUGUGUAUCUAUGUGUGUGUGUGUGUGUGUGUGUGUGUAUGGGAGAGUGUGGGAAUGCAGACACAUGCCUUGGAGCAGCUGACAAGGCCCAAAGAGACAAAAGACAAGCCAUGUGCAGACGUGUUGUGUAACAUGCAACAAAACAUGCACACACAAAUAAACACACAGACAUGCCAAAGUAUAUUGGACUGACCGAUGUAAGACUCACCACAACCCAACACUAAUCAACAGUAGAUCAUUCACAAGUACCCAUUUGUGUAUAUGUGUGUAUGUAUGUAUGUAUGUAUGUGUGUGUGUUUGUGUAUGUGUGUGUACAUGCUCCUCAAUGUAUUACUGACAACAAACAUCCGUGGACCUGUUCGUCUGGACCAGAAAGCUCCUUUCCCUUUUGCCCCAGAAAACAGCAUCCAGAGGCUUCCUUCCCCCGUGCAUGUGUGUGCGCUUCCAGUUCUUUGUCCCUAAUCAAAAGACUCAGGGAGACCCCCCCAACCCCACCAAUACACGCCCCCCCCCCACCCUUCUUCCCUACUGUACUCUGACUUUUCGUACCAAAACCAACUUGUCGCCGCAUGUGUAGCAACCUGCAUCCCCCUCCACACCCAUCUCAUUGGCUAGAAGACAAAGACGACCUGAGCAUGUCAGCGGAGUUUAAACAAAGAAAUAUUAUAGUAAUAUAUGUUCCGUAGAAAUUUAUAGUCACAGAGACUGGUAUUUAUUGAUAAAUGGUGUGUGUUAAUUGAAGUCAGACACACGAGGCUCCUUGUGGGGUGGAUAUCUGUAAUUCUUCCCUUGUUGGUUCCUGAAUAGAAGCAAAGCCUUUAUCCAAGCUGUAAAGAGAUUUAGCACCGAUAGGCAGUCAGUCUGUAUUGUGAUUAAGACAAUCAAUAUGAAUGUGUUGAUGAAAACGUGUAGGGUACCUAAACUGUGGCUGCCCCUCCCUCAGAUAUCCUCCUCUUAGAAAACCUAUUAUUGCCCCAUUGCCUCACUUAUAAGACUGUACUUCAGUGUGGCAGAAAAAUCCAGAUCAGCGGGAUGAAGCCUCAAAGGGACAUGUCCUUUCCUGUGUUAUAAUGGAGGGUUGGGUGCCUGUGUGUGUAAGUGUGUAUUUGUGUGUAUGCGACCAAAAUGGCCAUCACCAGAAUUGGUGGGAACACAAACCAAAAGAGGGAGUUUUGUUCACCUCAUGACUAGAAAAUACUUUAAGAAAUCUGAGAUGUUAUUUAUUGUGCGUAUAGUUCUGUGUGUGUGUGUAUGUGUGCAUGUAUAUAUUUCUGUCGACAGGAGGAUGAGAAAUGUGAUUUUAUUUUUCCUCACUGUGAGAUUUUACAUGUUAUAUGUUCAGUUCAGUUAAUUUAAACAUUUCUUGUGUCUUUUUUUUUUUUUUCAGCCAAACACACACCGCUCAACCCUGACACAAACAAGUUUUGUCAAAUUUAAUGAGAAGCAUUGUUGCAUCCUUUUAUAUUUCUCCAAUCUAGCCAUACACUCCGUUUCAGUUUUACUGUAAAACUUAAGAUGUGCUUUGAUUUUAGAAGAAGAAUCUGCCAGGCACAAACACAGCUACAAGCAGUGUGAUUUAUUUUUUUCUGGGCCAAAUAACCUGUACUUUUUAUAUCUAUAUUUCUUGCCGUGGUGUUAAAUAGACUUUACUCUCUAAUAUACAGCCUGAGCACAUCUCUGCAUUUCCUUUAAUACCAUUACUUUUCUCAGACAAACCACAUCAGCAACUCUGAUAUGUCAAUGAAAGAACACUGUGAAAAAUCAUGAAAGUAAAACUACUGAAGCACUGUUUUGGUUUUAGUCAGUGAUGAGGUCAGUUUAUAAUGUGUUCCAUCUUCUCGCUGGCUUUAAACAUUAACUACAAACUGAAAACAAACUUUCCAAAACUAAAAAGAGGAUACAUGAAACAUCUUAAUCUCCCCUUUUAGUAGCAUGACAGCAGAUCUUUUUUCUUUGUUGUCAGAUGAACUGGAAGCUUCCUGUUCUGAAUUUCAAGGAAUUUAACUUAAAGACAGCUGUGGUUUCAGAGUCAUCACAAGUGUCAGUGUCACAAGUGUUGGAAAAUACUGAGAAAGUUUCUGUUGUGUACUGUAAGAGUAUUUUUGAAGUACAGUAGCACAUAUCAGAUUGAUCCGUCGGAAAUAUUCCGAGUGUUCAUGAACUUCAUUUACUUACAUUUCAGCUGAUGAUUCUGGCCAUUCAUUAGUACUGGUUGUCAUGGAUACUACAUGUGUUUUCCUUAACUGUACAUCUUUGUCAUGUGUUUCAGUUUGAGACAACUUUUUGCCAAAGAUAGAAGCGGUGAUACUGAAAGGGUUAACCUUUGUUGUGGCAUGGACUCGUGGCAGGAUGGUACAUCAUGGGUCUGAGCUGUGCUGCUGUUUUGUCUUUAAACGGUAUGCCGUGAUUUUUUUUUUUUUCCGUAAUUUCCAUGUUGCCACUUAACACGACUUAAUUUUAACAUCCACUCAUGGUCAUUUUGUACAACCUGGAAUUCAUCUGACGUUUCAGACACCACGGUGCACACUAUCACUCUUCAGCUCAAGUCUCAUCUCUGAUUUCCUCUGUAAAACUGUGGCUCUGUUGCUAGUGCUAGGACCCAAUUUUCACAAUUCCAACUACAAUAUGUCUGUGUGGAGCGCACGACACUAAAAUCACAGAAGAGUGGGUUUCAGUAAAUUUAGUAGUUCAGUUAAAAACAUCUGCGAACUGAGACAAACUUUUAAAAAAAAUGUUAGGAUUUUUAUCCUUAAAUAUUAUAGGAUCCCUACUUUUACAUAUAACGUCAGGGUAUAUGACUAGUUUAAGGAUUGUUUAUUUGUAGGUUCUCUCAUACAGGAUUUUUUUCAUAAAAGCUAAAGCAUAUUGCACCACUGAAAAACUAGAGGACUGUAAUUAUAAGAUAAGAUGAUUAUUAUGAGGCAUUCCAAAAGUACAUUACGUGUUAUUAAACAGGCCAAAAGUUGUGUUGUGUGAAGAUAAGUGACUGAUGGCAAACAUUUUUACAUUUCAGGAAAUAAACAUGCAUCCGUCAAAUCCUAUAGAAAAUAUGGUCCUGGACAAAUGGAGGGAAAAAAAGUCAUAUUUUGGACACUACAGUUUAGAUACCCAGUGGAUAGUAAUUACAGGAUAUACUGUCUUUAAACACUAACUACAUAUUUUAAUCUUUGUGAAAAUAAAGCUACAUAUUAAAGAAUAGUUUUUCCAAGUCCAAUGAAAUUAAAUAGUAAGAGAAAACUCCAGUGAGUAAACAAAUGACAAAAAGAGGAAAGUGGCAUUUAAUAAAAAUAAAACUUAUUUUAUAAUUAAACAAUUAUGAGGUACACACAAGACACUGAAAUGCCAUUUUUUGUUUGCUUCAGUCAUAGAUAUUCAUCUUUUUAGUGUGAUGGGGAAAAUAAAGGGAUUAUAAAAAAAAAAAAGCAUGAAUUUGGUGCUAAAAAACUGAGGAAAGGAAAUCUAGCAUUGUCUAAUUUGGGGAAAUGAAUCUUUAUGACAUCAAGUAAACUUUUAAAUGCAUGAGUGUCUUGUUAUAUUCAAUGAAGGGAUCAGUUAAGAGGAGGAAACAUACUAGAAAAAAGGGGUUUAAAUGUUACUGUGGGUAGCUGAUUAUUGUUUUGAGGGUGAGAUUACUCCUGCACACACUCUGUGGGCUUGUAAGAAAUAUUGGUUUGGAUAAUUAUGAAGUCAUGAUCUCACUGUCAAUUGUGGGAAUUCAGAAAAUUAGAACAGCUCAGACUCUCCCGUGGUUAAAACUAAAAGCACUUUAGCAAGGAAAGCAGUAUUUUUCCAAAAGCCAAACAUUUGCCAAAAUUUCCAGUUGUGUUGAAAUACUGUUACUGACCAGGAUUUCGUAAUCAUUGCCUCGCUGUCCUUAUCAUGACACUGCGUUUUUGUCCCCGUCAUGUGUCCGCAGAUGAAAAAGGAAACUGUCUCACCGUAAUGCUGCCUUCAUAAUCUUUAAGUAACUGUACUGGACGACUUCUUUCAUUUUUUUGUGCUCAUUCCUGAUUUUCCUUUUUUUUUUUUUUGACAAAACACACACACACUCCCAUUUCAAAUGACGUUUGUCAGUUUUUAUCAAAUGGAUGAAAUUGCUAUCAUCAUGUUAAGUUUUUUUUUUUUUUUUUGUUCAUACGUGUGCCUGUGUACAUGUUGAGGUAAAAUACCCUCCACUUGUGUGAAAGUACAGGGUUUGGGUUCGUUAAAUGUGUGUGUUUGCGUGUGUGAAUGAGUGCUUGUAAAUCGAGUCUGGUUAUUUUUUGUACCUCAGAACACUGUCAAUAAUCGUGAUAAACAAUCUUUUUUUUUUUUUUUUUUUUUUUUUAAUUGUCAUUGAAUUUAAUUUGGUAAUAGAGUGAAUGGAGCAACUGGCGUGGGGAAAAAAAAUAAAGUGAUUGUCCUUUAUUCUCUCUGGCAUGCUUUAACUUAAACAAUUCAGAGAAGCAAGGUGUAAAUACUGUUUUAUAAUUUCUGUCUUAAUGAGUUUUGAAGAUGAAGAAAAUUAUUAAUAAACCUGAGAUAUAUUUCUCUAUUGAAA
Sphaeramia orbicularis (orbiculate cardinalfish) is the source of this 7045-nucleotide messenger RNA. RefSeq names its product metal transporter CNNM4 (gene cnnm4b). Bases 35 to 2428 code for a protein of 797 amino acids. Gene Ontology annotation, cellular component: plasma membrane. Gene Ontology annotation, molecular function: sodium ion transmembrane transporter activity; magnesium ion transmembrane transporter activity. The transcript is spliced from 7 exons. Lineage: Eukaryota; Metazoa; Chordata; Actinopteri; Kurtiformes; Apogonidae. Gene Ontology annotation, biological process: magnesium ion homeostasis; magnesium ion transport. The record is from RefSeq and is a predicted model, not a curated record.